AUGCUUGAGAGCUUCUUGUUGCUUGUUGUCCAAGAAAAUAUCGGUAGAUUAAAGGGAAGUGGUAUAUGGAAGAUCCCAACUGGUGCUGUUGACGAGGGUGAGAGUAUAUUUGAAGGUGCAAUAAGGGAGGUAAAAGAAGAAACUGGAAUUGAUACUGAAUUUCUGGAAGUGCUUGCAUUUAGGCAAAUACACAAGUCAUUCUUUGACAAGUCAGAGUUGUUCUUCAUUUGCAUGAUGCGCCCUUUAUCUUUUGACAUCCAAAAGCAAGACUUAGAAAUUGAGGCAGCCCAGUGGAUGCCAUUUGGAGAGUAUGCCGCUCAGCCUUCUAUUCAGAAAGAUGGUUUAUUCAAGUACAUCAAAGAUUUAUGCUUAGCAAAGGCAGAAGGAGAUUAUCAAGGAUUCACUCCUUUGCCAAUAACAUCUUCAGUUUUUGAUGAUCAUAAGAGUUUCCUCUAUUUCAGUAAGGAUGGUCUGGACCAAGAAAAUUCUGCAAUCUAA
Molecule: messenger RNA, 498 nt
Organism: Nicotiana tabacum (common tobacco)
Lineage: Eukaryota; Viridiplantae; Streptophyta; Magnoliopsida; Solanales; Solanaceae
Product: nudix hydrolase 10-like
Molecular function (GO): ADP-ribose diphosphatase activity; NAD binding; NADH pyrophosphatase activity
Source: RefSeq, a predicted model, not a curated record